AGCAAACGCACAAAAACCCCACGAGAGAGAGAGCGAAACUGGUGGCUUGAAUCCUCCAUUCCCACACUAGUUUCCACACUCCUGUCCCCUCCGCUGCUGUCGAUCUUGUCCCAAAAACCCUCGCACUCUCUUUCUCUCUCUCUACUCUCUGUCUCUCUCUCACCGUCUUCAACCCUAGUCUCCGUUACGCGCACGCACUCCCUCUCUCUCUAGGAUCUCCGUGGCUGCUUCAAGCUACAAGCCUCGCGCGGUCGGUCCUCUCGUGCGCCGGUGAUCGUCGGCCGGAGCUGGAUAUGAUCGGCGUCGUCGGAGGAUUCGUUUAUAGAGACUCGUGAAGGAGGAGCCCUCCCACCGCUCGCUCGCUCGCUCGCUCGCUGCUGAUAGGGCGGCGCUGAUCCUUGCAUUUAUCGGUUUUGAUUCGGGUGAUUUGAAGGGCGCUCGCGAGAUCGGGGGGCGAUGGUGACGGCCGAGAACGAGAGCGUCGACGAGCAGAGGGAGCUCGCCGCGCCGAAGUCGCCGUGGAAGACCCCGGCGGCGCCGGCCGCGGCUGCGGCUGCGGCUGCGGCUGCGGCGGCCGACGGGGGCGCCGCGGAUGCUCCGGUGAUGGGCGCGGAGUCCUGGCCUGCCCUUGGGGAUGCUCCGCCGCCGCGGACGAAGAGCGCGGAGUCCCUGGCAAAGCCUCCGGCUCCGGUUGCUUCCGACAGAGGAGCUCCCCCGCCAGCCGCUCAGCCUAAGUCUCAAGGGUCUGGAAACUUUAACUCACAGAAGCAUUCAUCAACACGUCAUCAAAAAUCAGGUUCCAAGCGCAACCCAAAUGGUGGCCCUCCUUUCCCUGUACAAUUACCAUAUGGUCAAUUUCCUCCUCACCCCAUGUUUCAUGCUUUGAUUCCUGGCCCCCAAAUGGGCGUCCCCGGAUAUGUUUGCCAUCCAUGUCCUGGACCUUUUCCAAGUGUUGAGACUCCUUUGGUGAAGUCAGGAGGUGAAACACCUGGACAGCCUUUUAUUCCGGGUGCUAGUGGCGUUAAUCCCAGUAGAAGUCAACCUUUACCACAAGGAGAUCCUAAUGCUUCUGCUGUGAAUUUUGCAAAUAGAAGACCUAAUAUGCAGCAGUCUGGUGGUCCUUCCCAACCAUGGAAUCAUCGAGUAUUUGGCCCCGGAGACACCAUUCCAAUGCAACAGGUUGUUGGACCAAGAACGUAUUUUAGGGGUUCAUUCUAUGGUCCAGCUCCUGGAUUCAUGGUUGGUCCAGGUUUCCCUGGUCCUGCAUCCAUUUGCUAUGUUCCUUUUGCUCCUCGAGGACCGUAUCCUCCACAAUUUGUUUCACAUCCUGGAAAUCCAGGGGCUAGCACCCUACCCCCAGAAACACUGGCAUUGAAGUCGAACAUUAUUAAACAAAUUGAGUAUUACUUCAGUGAUGAGAAUUUGCAGAAGGACAAUUAUCUAAUCGAGUUAAUGGAUGAACAAGGAUGGGUUUCAAUAUCUGAAAUUGCUAACUUCAGAAGGGUACAGAAUAUGUGCACCGACAUACUAUUCAUCCUCUAUGCUUUGCAAAGUUCAAGCACUAUUGAAGUAAAGGGUGACAAUAUAAGAAAGCGGGACGAGUGGUCAAAGUGGACUCAGAAGAAGAAUGAAUCUACUUCAAAAGCUGAGACUCCUAAAAGUCAACUUGGUGUUGAUUCUUUUGAGGAUAGCAAAGCAACUGAAGAUAAAGCAGAGAGUCUCCUACAGGGAAGCUGUGCCACACAUCCAUCAUGUGAUGCAGAGUGUACUUUGAAUGGGAAAACUUCUCAAUCAGCCGUCAAGUGCAUAAACCAUGCUACUGGCACUACUCCUUUUCCUGAUGAUGUACAAGAGACAGAAUCAACAACAUUGGGCGAUUAUAGGAAACAGAGAAACCAAGUGCUAUCAGUUACGUCUAGAAACAUUAAUGUUUCUGACUUGUCUGACGACUUCUCUAGCACAUUUAUGCUCGAUGAAGAGCUGGAGCUAGAGCAAAGUACUGUGAAAAGAGACGAUCUUUCUCUAAUUAGAAGAGUUGAUGAUGAAGAUGAGGACGUGGGCUAUGAUCAUGAUGUUCAGAGACUAGUGAUAGUAACACAGAAUGGCAGGAUAUGUUAUGAAACUGGAGGCAAUGAAUCAAAGUCAAUCUCUAGUGAGCUUGCUUCUGCAAUUGAUGAGGGUCUUUACUUCUAUGAGCAGGAACUGGAGAAAAAGCAAUCCAAUCGUCGAAAGAACAACUCUUUGGAGAAUGGAUCUGGAAAAUGUGGCCUGGGCGUAUCAAACUUCAAGCCAGGGGAAUAUUUUGCUGCGUCCAGCAGUCCUGUUGAAUCUGGCAUUACUAAUCCCCGCAGAAAGCAAAAUAAGAGUUCCUCUAAGCAACACACAUCCAUUAAGCAGCGUUUUUUUUCCAGCAACUUUAGAAAUCAUGGUACCGCUCGAAGCACUAUAGGAGUGAUAUCGGAGAGUCCACCAAGCAAUUCCUUUGGUUAUUUCUUUGGGUCUACUCCUCCUGAAAAUCAUGGGCCUAGGUCUUCAAAAUUGAGUAAUUCACCUCAUGGAAAUAUCUCUGGCUGUAGUCCACCUGUUGGUUCGAUGCCAAAGUCAUUUCCACCAUUUCAACAUCCAAGUCACCGUCUUUUGGAGGAAAAUGGUUUUAAACAACAAAUGUACCUGAAGUAUCGCAAACGGUGCUUGAAUGACAGAAAGAAGUCAGGAAUCGGUUGCAGUGAGGAAAUGAACACACUCUACCGGUUUUGGUCGUACUUUCUUAGAGACGUGUUUGUUCCUCCUAUGUAUGAAGAGUUCCACAAACUUGCACUUGAAGAUGCUGCGGCUAACUACAAUUAUGGACUAGAGUGCCUUUUCAGGUUCUAUAGUUAUGGCUUGGAGAAGGAAUUCAGAGAGGAUCUGUAUAAGGAUUUUGAAAAGCUCACCCUCGACUUCUACCAUAAAGGCAAUCUCUAUGGCCUUGAGAAAUACUGGGCAUUUCACCAUUAUCGCCACCAGAAAGAUCCAAUCAAGAAGCAACCAGACUUGGAGAGGUUGCUCUCAGAGGAAUACCGCACCUUGGACGAUUUCCACGCCAAAGAGAGAGCUAACACCACCGUGAAGGAAGAGGGCCAUUAGGGAGCAGUUUGCUCGUGUUCCGGCAUGGCAACGUCCAAUUUUGAAAGAGCACGCUAACGAUUUGACUGAGGAGUUUGAGAUAAUGCAAAGCUCCUGUUUUUGGCUUUGGGUGCAAAGAAGUGGUUCCUGUGUUCUUUUGGUGUUCUUACGGUCACCGAGGCUUUUUCUCUUUUUUCUCCCCUUGGACAGUUCUUUCAUCUCUCACGUCGUGUCUUUAUUCUUGUCCACAGGCUUAGAGAGGUGCCCUUUGUGCGCAUCCUCUCGGUUGUAAUUUGUAUAUAGAGGGGGAAAAACCGGAAACCGAACCAAAAAAAUGAAAAAAGAACAGAAAAAAAGAGAAGAAAAAUAAGGUUGCAGUUUUAAAUCUCGUCCGGAAUGGAACAAUAAGAGAUUGCGAUGCUGGUGUAUUUGGCAGCCACCUUUUUUUUUUUA
Molecule: messenger RNA, 3558 nt
Organism: Eucalyptus grandis
Lineage: Eukaryota; Viridiplantae; Streptophyta; Magnoliopsida; Myrtales; Myrtaceae
Product: la-related protein 1A
Exons: 14
Coding region: 457-3126 (889 amino acids)
Biological process (GO): mRNA stabilization
Molecular function (GO): RNA cap binding
Source: RefSeq, a predicted model, not a curated record